Molecule: messenger RNA, 5821 nt
Organism: Pungitius pungitius (ninespine stickleback)
Lineage: Eukaryota; Metazoa; Chordata; Actinopteri; Perciformes; Gasterosteidae
Gene: myom1b
Product: myomesin 1b
Exons: 39
Coding region: 200-5068 (1622 amino acids)
Molecular function (GO): protein binding
Source: RefSeq, a predicted model, not a curated record
ACAUUAUUUUGGUUGAGUAGGAACUGCAGCCCUGUGCGCACCUACCUGCAGGUUUGGCUGGGAUACUGAGCUUUUUACAGUGGACUUGCACCGUCUUCUCCUUCAAAGCUUGGAGUUUGAGGCUUUCUGUCCAGGUCACGCAGGGAACAAAAAAAGAAACUCAGAACCUCUGGGCUCGUACCGGGAAGGGGCCUGCAGCAUGUCUGGAUCCGCUCCCUUCUACCAGAAGCACCAUCGCCACUAUGACAGGGGCUUCCGCAGCAAGGAGACCGAGUCCAAGCUGAGCCAGUACCAGACCAGCAGCACCUCCGCCACCACCAGCAGCAGCAGCAGGAGGAGCGGGGGACUGAAAGUGACUUCGUAUUCUGGGCUGGAGGCGAGCAGACUGAGUCCCGUGCCCGAGAGAGUGAAGCCAACUUACUUGGCCGUGGACAAAGAGAACCAAAUCAUCGGCUACGUAGUGCCCAUCUUCAGGGGCAGCCAAGAGUUCGCCGCGGGAUUUUCGGGCACCGAGGAGAGGAGGGCGCGAGACACGGCUGGAUACAUGGCCCGCAGGGAUUUGUUCACCAGCGGCCUGGAGAUGGAGAGGUCAGAGCAGGUCUCCAGGAGGGAGGCCAUGCGCGGGUCGGCCGAGCGCAUCUCUCUGAACAAAAGGAUCCAUGAACACGGGGAACACUUCAAGCGCAUGAACGAAGACAGCCUGAUGCACGCCCCGGACUUUGUGAUCAAACCUCGCUCCCACACCGUGUGGGAGAAGCAGUGUGUGCGUCUGCACUGCACCGUGAGCGGCUGGCCCGACCCGCGGGUCGUCUGGUAUAAAAACAAUGUGGCCAUCGACCCUCUUUCCAAUGCUGGCAAGUAUAAAAUUGAGAGCAGAUACAGCGUGCACUCACUGGAGAUCAACAGAUGCGAUUUUGAUGACACGGCGCAGUAUCGCGUCUCCGCCAUGAACUCCAAGGGGGAGCAGUCUGUGUUUGCCUCCGUCGUGGUCAAGAGGUUCAAGGGAGAAAUCGAUGAGUCCUUGCCGUCACCCAGACGUGCCAGUACUGAAGACGGCCCAGUGUCCGAGUACGGCAUCAACUUCCAGACUCACAUUGUUGAUAAAUUCGGCGUGUCCUUUGGAAGAGAGGGUGAGACCAUGAGUCUGGGAUGUACGGUCAUCAUCUACCCGGCCCUGCACCGCUACCAGCCAGAGGUCCAGUGGUACAGAGACGAUGUUCUGCUGUCUCCCUCCAAAUGGAACCACAUGUGCUGGAGUGGAGACCGAGCAACGCUGACUUUCACACACCUGAACAAGGAGGACGAGGGGCUUUACACCCUGCGCGUCACCACCAAGUCGGGAUACGAAACCUACUCAGCCUACGUCUUUGUCAGAGAUGCUGAAGCCGAGGUGGAGAGAGCUCCGGGUGCCCCUCUGGACGUGCGCUGCCUGGACGCCAACAAGGAUUACAUCAUCGUGUCCUGGAAGCAGCCGGCUAUCGAUGGCGGCGACUCCAUCUUGGGCUACUUUGUGGACAGAUGUGAGGUUGGAACCGCCCACUGGAUCCAGUGCAACGAGACUCCCGUCAAAUUUGCCCGUUUCCCCGUCACCGGCCUGGUGGAGGGCCGCUCCUACACCUUCCGGGUGCGCGCCGUCAACGCCAGCGGCAUGAGCCGCCCGUCACGCGCCUCCGAGCCGGUGGCUGCCAUGGACCCGGCUGACCGCGCCCGCAAGAGAGGUACCUCUGCUCCGUGGACCGGCCAAAUCAUCGUCACAGAAGAGGAGCCCGCGGAGGGCAUCGUUCCCGGCAGACCUCUCGACCUGCAGGUGACCGAAGCAACCAAGAACUACGUGGUGCUGAGCUGGAACCCACCCGGGGAGAAAGGCCUCGAGGGCGUCAUGUACUACGUGGAAAAGUGCGUCUCGGGCACCGACAGCUGGCAGCGGGUGAACACGGAGAUCCCGGUCAAGUCGCCCCGCUUCGCGCUGUUCGACCUCGCCGAGGGGAAGUCCUACAGCUUCCGCGUCCGCUGCUGCAACUCGGCCGGCGUCGGCGAGCCGUCCGACCCGACGGAGGCCACCACCGUGGGCGACAAGCUGGACAUCCCGUCCGCGCCGAGCCAAGUCGUCCCGACCAGGAACACGGACACGUCGGUGGUCGUGUCGUGGGGGGCGUCCCGGGAGGCCAAGGAGCUUGUGGGGUACUACAUCGAGGCGAGCAUCGUGGGCAGCGGCGCGUGGGAGCCGUGCAACAACAAGCCCGUGAACGCCACCAGGUUCAUCUGCCACGGCCUGACGACGGGAGAGAAGUACGUGUUCAGGGUGAGGGCGGUGAACGCCGCCGGGCUCAGCCAGUUCUCCCCGGAGUCCGAGCCGGUGGAGGUGAAGGCUGCGAUUGGGGGCGGCAUCCCUCAUGGUGUGUUUCCGGAGAUGGGGCCGGGGGGUAACGCGGGCCGACUAACCGAGCACAGGCCACGCUGGACGGGCGCGCAUGAAACCGUCCAGUCCCCCCCCGACACUAUGCGAAGGCACACUAGAGCGCAGGCUGACACUGAAGCCGGGGGCCACGGGGCCGCAGCCGCGAGCUCCGCCCUCGCACCGCCCCGACCCGGUGGUGGGGGUAAACGCGAGGGGGGCGAGAGAGGCAGCGUGUCUUGGGCCCCUGACCUGGCAAAAGACCUGGCCCCAGAGGCCGCGCCUGACUCACUUUGUGACUCACUAACCGACACGGCCCCCGCCGCCGCGCGCUUAGACCCGCCCCCCGCGGGGGGAGCCGGACGCGAGGCCGCCGCACGUAAGUUGCCUGUAGACGCUUCUGGUGAUCGGGAGGCGGCGAGGCCCCGGCGCGGGUCGACAGCCUCCCCUGCUCCUCCCUUCGGCAUCUCCGUCCUGGAGUGUGUGCGCGACUCCAUGGUCCUGGCCUGGAAGCAGCCGAGCUUCGCCGGCGGCGCCGACAUCACCGGCUACUUCCUGGAUUACCGCGAGGUCGUCGACGGCGUGCCGGAGAAGUGGCACGAGGCCAACACCAGGGCCGUCAGCGAGAGGGCCUACAGGGUGUCCGACCUGAGGGAGAACAGGAAGUACCAGUUCCAGGUGCGUGCGGCCAACAUGGCGGGCGUCGGCAUCCCGUCGCAGCCCAGCGACACGUUCCUGUGCGAGGAGUGGACCAUCGCCGUGCCAGGACCGCCCCACGACCUGCAAGUGAGAGAGGUCCGAAGUGACUCCCUGGUGUUGCUAUGGAAACCACCCGUGUACCAGGGCCGCGACCCGGUCAACGGAUUCUACGUCGACAUCAAGGAGGCGGACGCGCCGCAGGAGGCGUGGAGAGGAGUCAACACCAAGGCCACGGAGAGCUCGUUCAUCAAGAUCAAGAACGUGAAGGAAGGAGAGUCGUUCGUGUUCAGGGUGCGCGCUCAGAACAACGCCGGCGUUGGACAAGUCUCCGCCGUGACGGAGCCGGUGGUGGCGCUCACCAAACCAGGCACCAAGGAGAUAGUGGUGGACGUCGAUGACAACGGCGUCGUCUCCCUGAACUUCGAGUGCGGCGACAUGACGGCCGACUCCAAAUUUGUGUGGUCCAAGAACUACGAGGAGAUCACGGAUCCGUCCCGCUUGACUUUGGAGACCAAGGGAAACAAGUCCAAAGCUGUUUUCAACACCCCUGGGGAGGAGGACAUAGGUAUCUACUCGUGUCUGGUCACCCACACCGAUGGUGCUUCAUCCAGCUACACUCUCUCUGAAGAAGAGUUGAAGAGGCUGCUGGAGAUCAGUCACGACCACAAGUUCCCCGUUAUUCCGCUGAAGUCCGACUUGGCCGUGGAGCUGCUGGAGAAGGGCAAAGUGCGCUUUUGGCUGCAGGCGGACAAGAUGACGGCCAACGGCAAAGUGGACUACAUCUUCAAUGACAACGCUGUCUCUCAGGGGGACAAAUACAAAAUGAACUUUGACAAGAACACCGGCGUGAUCGAGAUGAUCAUGGACUGUCUGACUCCGGCGGAUGAGGGCACCUUCACCUUCCAGCUGAAGGACGGCAAAGCGACCAACCAGUCCAGCUUGGUGCUGAUAGGAGACGUGUUCAAGGCGCUGCAGAAGGAAUCAGAGUUCCAGAUGAAAGAAUGGGUCAGAAAGCAAGGUCCUCACUUUAUCGAGUAUUUGAGUUAUGAGGUGACACAAGAGUGCUGCGUGAUACUCAAGUGCAAGGUCGGAAACAUGAAGAAGGAGACCUCGGCGCUGUGGUACAAGGACGGCCACCAGAUCAAGGCGGACGAAAACCUCGGCUUCACCGAGGGGGUCCUGAAGCUGGAAAUUGCUCAAAUUUCCAAGAAGGACUCUGGUGUGUACGAAGUCGCUCUGAAGGACGACAGAGGGAAAGACACGUCCACGUUGAAUCUGACGGAUCAAGGUUUCAAAGACUUGAUGAAUGAAGUUUUCAGUUUCAUCGCCAACUCCUCCACCCCGCUGAAGAUCACCAGCACGGACGAGGGCGUCCGACUCUACACCUUUGUCAACUUCUACAACGAUCUGCUCCAAGUGACGUGGCACUACAAGGAUGCGGCCAUCGCCUUCUCUGACCGGGUGAAGAGUGGCGUGGUGGGAGAGCAGCUGUGGCUGCAGAUCACGGAGCCCACGGAGAAAGACGCCGGCAAAUACGCCAUCGAGUUCCACGAUGGCAAAGCGGGCCUGAGGAGGACCGUGGAGCUGUCCGGUCAAGCAUUCGACGAUGCUUUUGCAGAAUUCAAGAGACUUCAAGCGGCUGCUAUUGCAGAGAGAAGUCGCGCUCGAGUAGCAGGAGGCCUUCCCGACGUGGUCACAAUCCAGGAGGGCAAGGCCCUCAAUCUCACCUGCAACAUCUCGGGCGACCCUUUGCCCGAGGUCACCUGGCUGAAGAACGACAGGGAGAUCACCUCCGACGACCACUGCAUCCUCAGCAUCGCCUCGGGCAAGUUCGCCAGCUUCACCAUCACCGCCGUGAACACGAUGGACUCCGGCAAGUACAGCAUCCUGGUGAAGAACAAGUACGGCACGGAGAGCGGGGACUUCACUGUAAGUGUCUUCAUGCCCGAGGAGGCGGCCGGCAAGAAGAAAUAAUUUUUAAAAAGCGCUGCGCAUCUUGUCGUAAAUAUGUAUAAAUGGGAAGAAAAACACUGGAAGGGUGUUUUUUUUUUUAGGGGUUUUGUGUAGAAUGUGAAAGGAUCUCUAGAGGUGCUGACUCCAAAAAAGAAACAUUUCAGACAGAAAUGCAGAGUGUUGUGAUGAGUUAUUAUUAGCAUUUGGCCCAGUAAGAAGAAAAAAAAUCUACUCAAAACUGUUAGUGGUUUAAUUUCCAAUGUAGUUUGAGUGAAGCACGCAGAGAGGAAUGUUUGCACUCGUUUGACUCUGUUUGAAAAAUGAAACAUUACUUGACAAAACGUGUUGCGUUGAUGGGACGAAAAGAGCCAAACCAAAGGUUUUUACAUGUUUUACCCCAUUUUCUAGAAAUUGUUAAUACUUUACUGCCAAAAACAACACCCCAUAAACAUUAGAUUGAGUCGUGCUUGUAUCUACGUUCACACAGGUUGAUGCAUUUGUAGCAAAUGGGCUGAAACAUGCAAUGUGUCAUUUCAACAGCUUUGAAUUAAGUCCUGUUCUAUUGUUAUUCACAAUCAUUUGAAUGCACUUCCACGGUCACUGUUGUUACCAAUGACAUGAAAUCCCCUUCACAGUGCACCAUUAAUUCUGAUAAUGCCUCUUUUAUUUUGGUGAUAACGAAGCCACUGUAAUGAAGAAUGUUCUGAUCACUGUUCCUUAACAGUUGUUAUUGCAUCAGAGAAACUAAUAAAAACCAGCAUGUACCUCCUCCUC